Molecule: messenger RNA, 1816 nt
Organism: Epinephelus fuscoguttatus (brown-marbled grouper)
Lineage: Eukaryota; Metazoa; Chordata; Actinopteri; Perciformes; Serranidae
Gene: ostf1
Product: osteoclast stimulating factor 1
Exons: 10
Coding region: 117-761 (214 amino acids)
Biological process (GO): signal transduction
Molecular function (GO): protein binding
Source: RefSeq, a predicted model, not a curated record
AGUAGUGCCACAGCACUUCCUCAUUGGCAGUUAUAGCAAAGUUCAGACUCCAGCGACGUUUGUGACUGAAAUAACACUCAGCGCGUUUCGUUUUAUUUAAUCUCCGAGCCUUGCAAAUGUCGAAGCCUCCUCCCAAGCCGGCCAAACCAGGCCAAGUCAAGGUGUUCAGAGCGUUGUACACCUUUGACCCCAGAACGCCAGACGAGCUGUUCUUUGAAGAGGGAGACUUCCUUUACAUCUCUGACACAAGUGACAGUAAUUGGUGGAAAGGCACAUGCCGAGGAAGGACAGGACUGAUUCCAAGUAACUAUGUGGCUGAGCAUGCAGAGUCUAUUGACAAUCCAAUGCACGAAGCAGCCAAACGAGGCAAUCUGAGCUGGCUGAGGGAAUGUGUGGAAAACAAGGUCGCAAUCAACGGGCUGGAUAAGGCUGGAAACACUCCCCUCUACUGGGCGUGUCACGGAGGACACAAAGAGGUGGUCGAGGUGUUGCUAAGCCAGCCUAAUGUGGAGCUCAACCAGCAGAAUAAACUCGGGGACACUGCUCUGCACGCUGCUGCCUGGAAGGGGUAUUCUGACAUUGUGGAAAUGUUGCUCCGCAAAAAUCCAAGGACAGACAUCAGGAACAAUGAGAAAAAGCUGGCUCAAGAGAUGGCCACUGAUGCAAUGUGUGCUUCACUUCUCAAAAGGAAGCAAGGAGGCAACAUCACCCGCACACUCAGCAACGCUGAAGAGUAUUUGGAUGACGAGGACUCAGACUGAUCCGGCACUGUUGAGACAUCAUCACCGUCUUCCAUUUGGUUUGUGGGGCCUUGGAGCUCAGAGAGUUUUAUUACAGACCUAAAAUGGAUUUGCUGCUCUGUUUCCAACUGUAACUCCAUUUUAGUUCCGUUAUUUUGUGCAAACACCUCAGUUCUUGGCCCUCUGCGUCACGUCAGGGAGAAUUUCAGAGCAUUGAAUUGAUGCGUUUUAUAGUUUUUGCCAAGUGCAUUUCCUCAUGUGGGGGAUUUGUCUUGGAUGUUGCACACUGUGGACUGAGGGGCAGAGUGUAUGUUGCAGCGGAAAACGGACCAGCUCUAAGAAACACAUUCCAAACAUACAGAUUGUGUUCAACCCAUUUACACUGGGCAUUAAAGUGCCAGUGCAGAUUAAAAGAUUGAUCUGGUCUGUGUGUGUCAAAUUUUAAUGCUCCGUGUAAAUUACUGAACUACAAACUCGCCCAAAAGGAAUCAUAAACACAUUAUCUCUUGCAUCUUGGAGCUCUAUCACAACUGGGAACAAUUUAAAUCUGUUUAUGUACAUCAGUCGGAGACAAUGCAACGUGAAUUUAACUUAAAUAUUUCCCUUUACCUGUUGUCUUUGUCAAAUUAAGGGUGUGAGUAAUGUGCUUUAACAGACCUAAUAUGGGAAAUGUUUCUCUAAACUGUUGUAUGGCAGCAAUCUCCCUCCCCUUCCUUCAUAAUGUCAUGAAACUCAUCUGUUACUCUGCACUGCACAUAUUUUGGUCUGUGUUAUACCACCUCCACUGCUAUUAAAGAUCAGUUCAGUGUAAUUUAAAAAAAUCUGCCUUGUGUAAAACAGACUUAAAAUUAUUCUCAUCUUUCAAGCUUUUGAUGGUGUGAUUUCCAUCCUGGGAGCAAAUUUCUGGUUUUAUUGCUGCUUUCCAACAAAUUUUAUAUAUAUAUAUAAAAAAGUGCCUUAAAUAUCUGUACCAUAGCGAGUGUGUAUUUGGUUAUGUGUCAAUGUGAACCUGCUUUUUUCUUCAAGAUUUCUAUCAGCUCUUUCUUCAAUCUACAAUAAAAGAUUUUAACUUAAAA